Molecule: messenger RNA, 2019 nt
Organism: Perognathus longimembris pacificus (Pacific pocket mouse)
Lineage: Eukaryota; Metazoa; Chordata; Mammalia; Rodentia; Heteromyidae
Product: dynein regulatory complex subunit 6-like
Biological process (GO): SCF-dependent proteasomal ubiquitin-dependent protein catabolic process
Cellular component (GO): SCF ubiquitin ligase complex
Molecular function (GO): protein binding
Source: RefSeq, a predicted model, not a curated record
AUGGCUUCGCUACGCAGUGCCACCCCCAGGCUCAGGAAGUACUUUAAGGACAACGGCAUUCCUCAAGUCUACGAGGCACUGUUAUGUGGUAUUCUUAUUACAUAUCCUGAUGAUCCACUGAGAUACUUAGAAGAAAAGCUCAAGUUUAUCAUUGAAAAUGGUCUUGAAAGUCUUUUAUGGGAUAUGUGCAUUGAGCCAUCAAUUCAAUCAAAAAUUAGAAGAUUAUCUGAAACUUACAUGGAACAACUUUUUGUGCUGGAUGAUUAGCUGGUAUUUAUCAAAUUGAUGAUAAAAGCAUGCACUUUCUAUACCGGUCAUCUAGUAAAGACCCACUUUUGCUUUAACUAUAUACAGUACUCUAAUACAUUUUCUCCAGAGGUCCUAUCACAGUUGAAUCGGAUGUUCAGUAUAGUCAGGCAAAAAAUUUUCAUAGUUCGCUGGCGGGAAGAAACAAAGCGGAGGAUUCAAAUUCAAGAAGCUGAUAUGGUAUUGAAACAUAAAAUUCAAUUGAAAACAUGGAGACACGUGUUAAUAUACAGGAGAACUGAUAGACAAGACUAUGCAGACAGUUCAUCCAAACUCCUCAGUCUAGCAUUUGAUAUCUCAUUGUUGCCUAUAAGAGCAAUAUUACAGAUUUUCUUGUACCUUACUUUCAAAGAUAUGUUGGCAUGUGGUCAAGUUAGCCACUCCUUGAUGUCAGUGCCACAAAUAAGUGCAAUGUGGACUGCUGUAGAUUUUUCUACCCCAAAAACCAUCUCAGAGAAAUGGAUAAUGUCUACUCUGCAAAAGUGGCAUCUAAAUGUGCUAUGUUUGAAUUUUCAUGGUUGUUUCUUCCAAACAAAAACAAUGAGAGCUGUCAGCCACUGUAAAAACUUGCAAGAGCUUAAUGUCUCUGACUGUCCAUCCCUCACGGAUGAGUCAAUGAAAUACAUUUCUGAGGGCUGCCCUGGGAUUCCAUAUCUUAAUUUAUCAGACACAACUAUCACCAAUAAGAUGAUGGCUCUUCUUCUUCGCCACUUCCAAAACUUACAGAAUCUCAGCUUGGCUUAUUGCCGAAAGUUCGCAGACAAAGGUUUACAGUACCUGAGCUUAGGGAACGGAUGCCACAAGCUCAUCUAUCUGGACCUUUCGGGCUGCAUUCAGAUUUCAGUACAAGGCUUCAGGAACAUUGCAGAAAGCUGCAGUGGAAUUAUGCACCUGAUCAUCCAUGACAUGCCAACUCUGACUGACCGCUGUGUAAAAGUUUUGGUUGAGAAGUGCUUGUGUAUCACAUCAGUGGUUUUCAUUGGGUCGCCACAUAUUUCUGAUUGUACCUUCAAAGAGCUUUCAAAUUGCCCUCUCCAAAAGAUCCGGUGUGAAGGAAACAGAAUGAUUACUGAUGCAUGCUUCAAAAAUAUAGAUAGGAAUCAUCCCAACAUCACUCAUAUUUACAUGGUGGACUGCCAGGGAAUAACAGACGGUGGUCUCAAGUCACUGUCACCCCUGAAGCAACUGACUGUGUUAAAUCUGGCAAAUUGUGUAAGUGCCACUGCAGCUGUGGAACCUAACCUCAAACAGUCAAAUGAAAAUGAGUCAUCCCAGCUGUCAACUGGGGCAACCAAACACCAUCUGGUCUAUAGGUCUGAUGAAGGUUUGUCAAUACUUUCCAAACACAUGCAUGGACUGAAGGAGCUUUCCAUAUCUGCGUGUUAUAAAAUCACUGAUGUGGGAAUUCAGAAUUUCUGUAAAAAGGCACCAUUCUUGGAGUACCUGGAUGUCUGUCAUUGUGCCCAGCUGACAGAUGAUGUUAUGAAAACAGUGGCCAUUUACUGUGCUCAGCUCAUUUCUCUCAACAUUGCAGGCUGUCCCAAGAUUACUGACAUGGGAAUAGAGAUGUUAUUGGCAAAAUGCCAUUAUCUGCACAUUUUGGAUCUCUCUGGUUGUGUCCUGCUUACUGACCAAACCCUUCAGGACCUUCAGAUAGGUUGCAGUCAACUCCGAAUCCUUAAGAUGAAAUACUGUAGUCAUAUCUUCAUGUAA